Molecule: messenger RNA, 1430 nt
Organism: Hermetia illucens (black soldier fly)
Lineage: Eukaryota; Metazoa; Arthropoda; Insecta; Diptera; Stratiomyidae
Product: carboxypeptidase B-like
Exons: 4
Coding region: 19-1422 (467 amino acids)
Biological process (GO): proteolysis
Molecular function (GO): zinc ion binding; metallocarboxypeptidase activity
Source: RefSeq, a predicted model, not a curated record
CCAACUCAGCUCGGACUUAUGAAGAUGUCAAAACAUUUAAAAAUUUCGCAAAUUUACUUAGUGUAUUGUUUAGUCCUAUUUCAAAUCCUUUGUGAUGAAGCGUUUGCACGUGACCCAUACAAAGGGCAAACAAUUUUUAAGCUCUUGCCUAAAACUGCUGCUGACAGGAAGUUGAUUCGAGACCUGACUCUAAAACCAGGAUACACUGGCCUACACGUAAAUGCCGUACAUGGGAGGUUGUUGUGCGUCAUGGUUGCUUAUGAAUGUAUUAAGGAAUUUCUGCACAUAAUAGCCAAAAUCGGAGCCCUUAUUAUAUGUAAAGUUGGGAACGUUGAAAAAAUGCUAGCAGAAGCUAGAGUUUUGAAACAAUCAUCUAGACGAACCCGAAGCUUGCAAUUAAGUUGGUACAAGUACUAUCGAGGUAAAGACAUUAACAAUUACCUCGAUCAGUUAGCAGCGAAAUACCACAAAACCGUUACCGUGGUUAACAAAUGUAAAUCCUUUGAAAAACGAACAAUGAAGACCAUUAAAAUUACAAAGGGCGAUGGUAUUAAAAAAAGACUCAUUGUCAUAGAUGCAGGGAUCCAUGCCCGCGAAUGGAUUGCUCCAGCAACUGCACUCUACAUUAUACACCAACUUGUCCAGAAAGCAAAUGAAAAUGAAGACUUACUGAGAUCAUUCGAUUUCUUGAUCCUCCCCCUGGUCAACCCAGAUGGCUAUGAGUAUUCACAUAAGUCAGAGCGAUUUUGGAGGAAGACUCGCUCUAAUCCAAAAAGCAAGUGUCCUGGUGUUGAUGCCAAUAGAAACUAUGACUACAAAUGGGGUGUAUGUGGAACUUCUAAAGAUCCUUGUGAUGAGAUCUACUUAGGUAAGGAACCAUUUUCUGAACCUGAAAGUCGCUGCGUCAGAGAUUUAUUGUUGUCGGCAAAAGGAGUCGGAAUAUUUUAUCUGUCAUUGCAUUCUUAUGGGCCAUACAUUCUGUAUCCAUGGGGAUGGAAAUCAGGAUCUCCAGACUCCAGAUCUCAUAAAACAUUUGAAAAAAUUGCAAUGGCUGGAGUUGACGCAGUAAAAAAAUUAAGCGGAAGAGAAUAUCUGCACGGAAGUUCCGGGGAAUUACUCUACACUGCCAGUGGAGCAAGUGAUGAUUAUGCUUAUGCUAUUGCAAAAUUUCCAAUUUCAAUGACCUUCGAAUUAGAAGGUAAUGACAGGGGAUUUGACCCUCCACCGGACCAAAUCCCGAACAUUACCAAAGAAUCGUGGACAUGUAUUCGUGCGAUGUUUCUUGAAACCGGAAAAAUUUUUAAGUUGCGUUCAGAUCGAAAACUACGAAAUUCUGCGACAUCUGAGUUUUAUGCCGUCCGUUGGAAAUUUUUAACAGGACUCUCUACAGUGUAUGUGGGAAUGGUAUCAACAAAUCUGUAGGAACGUGG